Molecule: messenger RNA, 1033 nt
Organism: Canis lupus familiaris (dog)
Lineage: Eukaryota; Metazoa; Chordata; Mammalia; Carnivora; Canidae
Gene: PLAC1
Product: placenta enriched 1
Exons: 3
Coding region: 204-842 (212 amino acids)
Source: RefSeq, marked inferred
GCCGCGCAUUCACAAGGAGGAAACAGAACCGACUGCCUUGGAGGUCUCAAAGAGGGUCAAGGAUAUAUUUUUCCUGCCUUCACCAGCGAGCACAAAGCCACGUUUCAAAGGAGACUGACAAAUUAUCCCCAGCUGCCAGAAGGAGAAAUCCUCACCUGACAGCGUCCUGAUUCCUGAGAGUCGUUACCUGAUCAACUACAAGGAUGAAAGUUUUCGAGUUGAUAGGAGGGAUGGUCAUCCUUGCCUCUGUGUUCUCAGCCUGUUCCACACAAAGCCCAAUGACUGUACUGUGCUCUAUAGACUGGUUCAUGGUCACUGUCCACCCCUUCAUGUUGAAUAAUGAUGUGUAUGUACACUUCCAUGAGUUACACUUGGGCCUAGGGUGCCCUGCCAACCAUGUCCAGCCACAUGUCUACCAGUUCACCUACCGCGUUACCGAAUGUGGCAUCCGUGCCAAGGCUAUCUCUCAGGACAUGAUUAUGUACAGCACUGAGUUGCACUAUGCUUCGAAGGGUACCUCUUCUAAGUAUGUGAUCCCGGUGUCAUGUACUGCUCCCCAACGGUCCCCAUGGCUUACUCUGCCCUGUUCUGUAAAAGUAGCCAGUGAGGCCGGGGCCACAGCCCAGAAUGGUGAGGCAAGCUAUGAGGUGUUCACCUUGUCACAGUCUAGCCAAAGGCCCGACUGCGACUGUCCACCUUGUGUGUUCAAUGAAGAAGGGCGUGACCAGGCUGCACAUCACCAAGUGGAGGCUGAGGAGGGCCAGCUGGUGCUGCCAUCUUCCUCUGUUGAUAUUUCCGAGGAUUGGUCUCUUCGCUCAGACGAUCUCCUUGAGUCCAUGUGAUCCCCAGGUUUGGUAUGGGGAGUCUCCUGUAGAUAGAUGCUUUUUCUAACAUUAGUAUAGAGUAUUUUUGAAUAUCAGACAAACGUGUUUUGGAAGCCCCCUUAUGAGUGCCUUUGAGAGAGGGCAGUUCGUGGUUGUUUCUUGAAUAAAGCUGUUUUAUAUUUUUAUAUAUUUUUAAAAGGAAAAAUAAA